Molecule: messenger RNA, 905 nt
Organism: Aspergillus glaucus CBS 516.65
Lineage: Eukaryota; Fungi; Ascomycota; Eurotiomycetes; Eurotiales; Aspergillaceae
Exons: 3
Coding region: 283-798 (171 amino acids)
Source: RefSeq, a predicted model, not a curated record
CCAAUUGAUAACUUCCUCAGAACAGCGAUGAACACAUGUUCAACGGCCUCCACCCAGAAUACAAUGCCCAUACUCUUAUUAAGGCUCAGGGAAUAUUUAUUUAAGUUCGACAACUCAAACAUAGCCAGUUGAUCGUCACCGAGCCACCUCUUGUCUUCGUAUCGGCCUUGGCUACGCUUGGCAGAUAUCGUGGCUGUUAUAUUAGAACCCUGGAUUCGCAGUAGAUUGGGUAUAUGUAAAUAUCCAGAAGAUAAUCAAACACAAACAGAGACAGAAUACACCAUGAAGAUCUCUCGACACAUUUCCCACGACAGCCAUCCGGCAAUCCUCAUCUUGCGCGUCGCCACCAUCUUCGCUUCCAUCAUGUGCGUUGUUGCUUUUGCAUGGAUGUUCAAAGCACACGAUGAGAUGUAUACGGAUGGCACAAGCGCUUUUUUGACCCUGUUUCCGUUAAUCUUUACCGCAUACGCCCUCUUCUGGUCCCUCCUAAUCCUCGCCAUCCGCAUCUUCUCCAACGCCUUCAUCCACCCCGCAAUCUACAUAAUAUUCGACCUAAUCGCCUUCGGCACAGUCCUGGGAUGGUGCGCUACGAAACUGGAGCUCGUGGCGAGUUAUGGAUCGCAGUAUUCGUGUAAUCAUGGACCGCCGGGGUCGUGUGAUACUGUUGCGAGGGUAUUGAAGGGGGUGGGGUAUUUUGGGUGUGUUGUUGGGAUUUUGGAUUCGGUUCUGUACCUUGUGCUGCUUGUUUGGGCUUGUUGGGUUUGCUCGAAGGGGGUUCGGGGUGUGCAGAAGGGUUGAGACUGGGGAUUGUAGGGCUGGGGGGUGGACAUGUUUUGUUAUGGGUUAUGAUGAUGAUGAUUUAUAAUGGUUAAUGUGGGGUCUGGGAAUGCUAGUUCACGAGCUCC